ACAGGCAGACAUCAUCACUCCUGGCUAUGAUAUGGGUUAGUUAUGAUAUGAGAAACUGAUGAUGACAUCUCUGCACUCAAACUCCUGCGGUGAAAAACUCCCUAAUUGUUAAGUACUUAUUUUAAAAAAAAAAAAAAAAAAAAAACUUUUCAAAGAAGAAGAGGAAGAAGAAGAAAAUUGCUAUUGUUUUAACGUGUUAUUGCCAUGGAUAGCUUUAUGGUGGCUACAGAAAUCUGAAAUUGUUGGACCUUCAAAGAGAAGACAUUUCUAAUUUCAAGAGGAAAGAUGGGAUGUAACUGCAGUUCAGACUAUUCAGACGGCGAAUGGAUAGAGAACUUGGAUGAAAUCUGCGAACACUGUAACUGCCCUUUACCGCCCCCGUCAAGCAACCCAUACACAGAUCAGCUGAUCCCAUACCCAUCACAACAUUCACCUCCUACAUCUCCAUUACCAGACAACCUUGUGUUGGCCAUAUACAGCUAUGAACCCACCCACAAGGAUGACCUGGGCUUUGAGAAGGGAGACAAGCUUAAGAUAAUCAACAAGGAUGACGCUGAGUGGUAUCUGGCAGAGUCUCUCAUCACGGGCCAGAGAGGAUACAUCCCAUACAACUUUGUUGCCACCAUGAACACAAUGGAGACUGAGCCGUGGUUCUUCAAGAACCUUUCUAGAAAUGACGCCAUAAGGCUCCUCCUGGCUCCUGGGAAUACGCAAGGCUCCUUCCUGAUCCGAGAGAGCGAGACAACUCCAGGCUCAUACUCCUUAUCAGUCAGAGAGUUAGACCACAACUCCGGUGAAACAAUCAAGCACUACAGGAUCCGCAACAUGGACAACGGAGGGUUUUACAUCACAGCUAAGAUUUCCUUCAACUCCCUCAAGGAGCUUGUCCAGCAUCACUCACGUGAUGCAGACGGGCUGUGCACAAAGCUGGUGAAGCCGUGCCAGUCGAGGGCGCCCCAGAAGCCCUGGUGGCAGGAUGAGUGGGAGAUUCCCCGCGAGUCCCUAAAACUGGAGCGCAGGCUUGGAGCCGGCCAGUUUGGAGAAGUCUGGAUGGGUGUCUACAAUAAUGACAGGAAGGUGGCAAUCAAGAAUCUGAAAAUGGGCACGAUGUCAGUAGAAGCUUUUCUGGCUGAGGCUAACAUGAUGAAGAACCUGCAGCAUCCUCGCCUCGUCCGCCUCUUCGCUGUGGUCACCCAGGAGCCCAUCUAUAUUGUCACCGAGUACAUGGAGAAUGGUAGCCUGGUGGAUUUUCUCAAGACAAAUGAGGGAGCCAGUUUGUCCAUGAACAUCCUGAUAGAAAUGUCCUCUCAGGUGGCCGAUGGCAUGGCCUUCAUUGAACAGAGAAAUUACAUUCAUCGGGACCUGCGAGCUGCCAACAUCCUGGUGUCUCAUGAGCUCGUCUGUAAGGUUGCCGACUUUGGACUGGCAAGACUCAUUGAAGACAACGAAUACACAGCCAGAGAGGGUGCGAAAUUCCCCAUCAAGUGGACCGCCCCUGAGGCCAUCAACUAUGGCACCUUCUCCAUAAAGUCUGACGUGUGGUCUUUUGGAAUCCUCCUGACAGAGAUAGUGACAUAUGGCCGCAUACCUUAUCCUGGUAUGUCCAACCCAGAGGUCAUCCAGAACCUGGAGCGUGGCUACAGGAUGCCCAAACCAGAAAACUGCCCUGAUGGGCUCUACGGUAUUAUGAAUCACUGCUGGAGGGAAGGCCCAGAUGACAGGCCGACCUUUGAGUAUCUGAAAAAUGUCCUGGAGGAUUUCAUCACGUCCACAGAGACACAGUACCAGGAGCAGCUCUGCUGAGGCAGAAAUGCAUAUAUCAAGAGAAGGGACAGCCUGUGAUGGUGGACAUUGGGUUUUGUGUUAUUCAUCAUAGUGUAAAUGCAUUCAAACUAACAGGGUACAGAGUGACUUUGUCCAAAUAAUAGUAUUUUGCUUCAGCAUCGGGUUUUCUGGUGUGGCUUCUUAAAUAUGAUCCAGUCUCAUGUCUUUUGAUCCCCACAGAGCACAGACUAAUGGCAUAUCUCAACAUUUACAUGUGAAGCAUGAAUUUGGAUCGCUGUAGGCCAAAGAGUGAAUACUAAGCUGCAUCAUGAUAAUGACAAUUGUUUCAAUCAGUACUCAGAAAAUUUAUAUUUGUUUUAUCUGUGUGAUUGGUUGCUGUCCUGGCACUCAGUACUAAGAUGUAAAUAC
This is a messenger RNA of Myripristis murdjan (pinecone soldierfish), 2193 nucleotides long. RefSeq names its product LCK proto-oncogene, Src family tyrosine kinase (gene lck). Gene Ontology annotation, molecular function: ATP binding; protein tyrosine kinase activity; protein binding. NCBI's taxonomy places the organism in Eukaryota, Metazoa, Chordata, Actinopteri, Holocentriformes, Holocentridae. Bases 286 to 1803 code for a protein of 505 amino acids. The transcript is spliced from 13 exons. Gene Ontology annotation, biological process: protein phosphorylation. The record is from RefSeq and is a predicted model, not a curated record.